Messenger RNA from Linepithema humile (Argentine ant), 3566 nucleotides. It is a transcript of the gene betaCOP, whose product is annotated as coatomer subunit beta. Gene Ontology annotation, molecular function: structural molecule activity. The record is from RefSeq and is a predicted model, not a curated record. Gene Ontology annotation, cellular component: cytoplasm; COPI vesicle coat. NCBI's taxonomy places the organism in Eukaryota, Metazoa, Arthropoda, Insecta, Hymenoptera, Formicidae. Gene Ontology annotation, biological process: endoplasmic reticulum to Golgi vesicle-mediated transport; intracellular protein transport; intra-Golgi vesicle-mediated transport.
ACCGUGACAUCGUCAUCUCACGCGAUUAUUUCCUGCUGUCGCGAUUUGACACGUAGGACACGUAUACUGUUUCCUAAAUGCACCUAAAUGUCAGUAAACUUUGACAGGCCGACUAUUGCCGCGUAUUUUUUUUUAAUCUUAAUCCUAGGUAUGUGUCCGAGUUCUGAUUCGCAAGUGUUUUGCACGAUGGACUAAUGAAUAUACACAAUGUGUUAAAGUGCAUAACCUCACAUAUUCCUGCACUCGUUUACGUCAACAUAUUUUUUGUUGGAGUGACGUAAAAAACCGGAAAGAUGAGCACGAUAACGGAACAACCAUGCUACACGUUGAUAAACAUCCCAACUGAUACGGAGCCGCUAAACGAGCUCCAGCUGAAACUGGAUCUCGAAAAGGGGAGCGUUCAGACGAAAAUCGAUGCACUCAAGAAGACGAUUCACAUGAUUCUGAGCGGCGAAAGAUUACCUGGAUUAUUAAUGACGAUCAUCAGAUUUGUCCUGCCUCUGCAAAAUCACACCAUCAAGAAGCUGCUGUUGAUAUUCUGGGAAAUCGUGCCAAAAACUUCCGGUGAUGGCAAGCUCUUGCAGGAAAUGAUUCUUGUCUGCGAUGCUUACAGGAAAGACUUGCAGCAUCCUAAUGAAUUUGUCAGAGGAUCAACUCUUAGAUUCUUGUGUAAAUUGAAGGAACCAGAGCUUUUAGAGCCAUUGAUGCCAGCAAUAACCGGUUGUUUGGAACACAGACACUCCUAUGUCAGACGUAAUGCUGUGCUCGCUAUUUUUACCAUUUACAGAAACUUCGAAUUUCUUAUACCGGAUGCUCCAGAAUUGAUAGCAAAGUAUUUAGAAGGGGAACAGGACAUGUCGUGUAGGAGAAAUGCGUUUCUGAUGCUGCUGCACGCUGAUCAGAAUAGAGCUCUUUCUUAUUUAGGCGCAUGUCUCGAUCAAGUACCCAGUUUCGGUGAUAUAUUACAAUUGGUCAUUGUCGAAUUAAUAUAUAAGGUUUGUCUUGCAAAUCCGUCGGAGAGAGCGCGUUUUAUCAGAUGUAUUUACAGUUUGCUGAAUUCACCUAGUGCCGCGGUGCGUUACGAAGCGGCUGGAACUUUGGUGACUCUUUCCAGUGCGCCAACCGCGAUCAAAGCGGCAGCUUCCUGUUACAUUGAAUUGGUUGUCAGAGAAAGCGAUAACAAUGUCAAGCUCAUUGUACUUGAUCGAUUAAUUGCGAUGAAAGAUAGUCCUGCAUACGAAAGAGUACUUCAGGAUCUCGUAAUGGAUGUACUUCGCGUUUUAGGCUCGCCCGCAUUGGAAGUCAGAACGAAGACCUUAGCUCUUGCUAUGGAUUUGGUCACAACUCGUUCAAUCGAAGAGAUGGUUCAGCUUCUGAAGAAGGAAGUUUUGAGGACAGCUGGCGGAGAACACGAAGAUGCUGGCAGGUAUCGCCAGCUCUUGGUGCGAACUCUUCACGCUUGUUCCAUGAAGUUCGCGGACGUUGCCGUUACCGUCAUUCCAGUGUUGACAGAUUUUCUGUCGGAGAGCCACGAUGCGGCCGCUACGGACGUUCUUGUAUUUGUUCGCGAAGCCAUUCAGAGAUUCGAAAAUCUCAGACCGCUGAUCGUCGAGAAACUUUUAGAAGUAUUCGCUCACAUACGAUCCGUAAAAGUACAUAGGGCCGCACUUUGGAUUCUUGGCGAGUAUGCCACAUCCAAAGAGGACAUAGAAGCUGUAAUGAGUCGUGUGCGUACUGCUUUAGGCGAUCUGCCGUUACUCGAGGCGGAGAAUAAGCGUCAAGCCGGCGAAAAGUCCGAGGAUGGUAAUUCGCAAGCCGCACCAGCACAACUCGUCACGUCUGACGGAACAUAUGCGACUCAAAGUGCUUUUAGUGCCACAUCCGCACGGAAAAAGGAAGAAAAGCGACCAGCAUUAGUGCAAUAUAUGAUGGAGGGCGAUUUCUUCAUCGGCGCAUCCCUAGCCACCACAUUGGCCAAACUGGCACUGCGCUACAAAACGCUCGAAACCAACAUCCAGAAGAGCAACAGAUUACAGGCGGAAGCGAUGCUUGUAAUGUCCAGCGUAUUGCAGUUGGGCCGUUCGGGUCUUCCCUUGAAAGCGAUGACGCACGAUGAUGCGGAGAGGAUUUCUCUGUGCCUCAAAUCCCUCGCCUGUCCAACGCCUCUCGUUCAAAAGGUCUUCACCGAGGGAUGUCGCGACGCUCUCGGCAGAAUGUUGACCGCAAAGGCGGAGGAAGAUUCGCAAAAUCAAAAGGCCAAAGAGAAGCCGGGCAAUAUCGUCCAAGUGGAUGACGCGAUUCAAUUCUUGCAAUUGAGCCGGGGAUCCGAUCUGACCGGCGGCGCCGGUGAUGUAUUCGAACAGAGUCUCAGCGCUGCUGUAGCGGGACGACCAGGUGCCGGCGGUGACGCACCAGCUCCGAGCGCGUUGAGCAAAGUCACUCAGCUUACCGGCUUCUCGGACCCGGUCUACGCGGAGGCCUUGGUCCACGUCAACCAAUACGACAUCGUGCUCGAUGUUCUCGUUGUUAAUCAAACGGAAGACACUCUGCAGAACUGCACCUUGGAGCUAGCCACUAUGGGCGAUCUGAAGCUGGUAGAGAGACCGCAACCUAUCGUGCUCGCACCCAGGGAUUUCGCUACUAUCAAGGCGAAUGUAAAAGUCGCGUCCACAGAGAACGGAAUUAUAUUUGGGAAUAUCGUUUACGACGUAUCAGGAGCGGGCUCUGACAGAAGCGUGGUUGUUCUGAAUGACAUACACAUUGACAUUAUGGACUACAUAGUGCCCGCGACAUGCACCGAUGCGGAAUUCCGUCAGAUGUGGGCCGAGUUCGAAUGGGAGAAUAAAGUUUCAGUCAACACUACUCUGUCUGAUCUGAGAGAGUAUCUUGCUCACUUGUUGAAAUCCACAAAUAUGCGUUGUCUCACGCCGGAAAAGGCCCUUUCGGGACAAUGUGGAUUUAUGGCAGCUAACAUGUAUGCAAAAUCAAUAUUUGGCGAGGACGCACUGGCGAAUUUGUCUAUUGAGAAACCACUGAACAAAUCCGACGCGCCGGUAGUCGGUCAUAUUCGUAUCAGAGCCAAGAGCCAAGGCAUGGCUCUGUCGCUGGGCGAUAAAAUCAAUUCGGCGCAGAAAGGCCCGCAGACUAAAGUCGUGCAAGCGGCCUGAAUCACGUCAUUUCAACUAAAUUUCGCUUCGCGCGAUGUUCAAAUUUCAUCAAACGCGAUAUCAUUACGGAAUUUACAGGACCUCAAAGUUUAUUAUCAAUGAUUUUUACAUAUUCAUGGCAUUUAAGCUAAUUACGACAAAGCAAACUUGUCUUAAUCUUCACAAACAUUCUUUGAAUGUCUUGAAUUUAUGUAUUAUUUAAAAAUCGAAUUGGACUUGCUUGUGUCGCAGUUAUAUUACGACGUGUAUCCUGCAAUGCACGUUCAUAUUUAUAUUAUGUUUAAUUGUAUUGAAUUUCCUGCCGAUAUUGUUAUGGCAUAAGCAUAUAGUUAGUGUCCUAUAAAGUAGGAUGUAUUCAUCAGAGGAAAGAAAUGAAUAAACAGUACUUUAUCUAUGUAA